UUGAAAUGUUAAUUAAAAAUGCUAACAGCUAUGCACAGUAACGAAAAAGUAUAGAACCAUGAGAUUGAUGAAAUUCAUCUGGAAGAAGCAUUUAAUGUAGCGACAAAAUCCUGAGCUACUGUCAAAUACUCUGCUCUGUCAACACUCACUUAACAAAAGCUUUAGAUGAUCUCUACUAGAGAAAAACUAUUCUUAGCUGUUUAAAAAUGACAGCAGAACAGCCUGAUCCCCCUCUAAUGGGAGAUAAGUCUUCCAGCAUCUCAAUGGCCUGAAAGUUUAGUUUGAUGAUAAAAGCAACAUAGUUAUUUUUAGCACUCUAUGGGCAUAAAAAUACAGCUCUAAACUGUGACCUACAGCUAUGCACAGCCAAGCAUCACAUCAUACGACAGCCUUAACUUUAGCUACAAGCACGUCUGUAGUUGCUUCAGACUAUCAUUAUUCACCUCACUACCAACAAUACAUUGGGAUGGAUUUAGCAACAAGCAUUUGAAAUUGUUACCAUCUUUUUUCAAAUUGCUGCCAUCGGCAGAACUCAAUUGAAAGGUAGGAGAUCUUAAUGGACUUGGUAGAAAGUAUUUGAGAGACCAUGUUAGGUUAAGUGGAUUACUGCUUCUCUCCAGUACAGAGGAUGAAAAAGAACCUUAAAAGCAGAAAAACUUAAACUGUCAUAUUCAGUACAGAAAGUCAUUUUUUCUGGGCACAGUUUGAGUAAAUGAAAAAAAAAAAAAAAGAAAAUAGGAAAAAGAGAAAAAACCCCCUUGUUUUCUUCCAACAGUACUAACAACCUACAAACAGGAUAUGCUAAAAUAAGAGACCUUCAAGCAAGCUCACCUGAAACAACACUGUUCACAGACAACUGCAAAGGUAAUUUAUGAUAUUUUAUUCCAACUUGCAUGUUUGUGUGUGCAUGAUUUGUUACAAACUGAAAUUAAGAAGUCUCUUCUACCAGAUUUCUGUUUCCAGAUUAUGUGAACAAUUAAAAUAUUUAAAAUAAAAACUGAUACAUAAGUUGUAAAACCAAAUCAAGCAGAGUUCCAGCACUUAACUACUAAUUAAUUAUUUCAUUUUUAAAUAUAUGUAUAAGUUCAAAUUUUGGAGGUUUAGGGGUUUUGUGUUUUGUUGGGAGGGAGUGUUCUUAUUUAGUGGGGUUUGGGGGGUUUUUUGUUAGCUUAUGUGAUGGGAUUUAGGAGUUUCUUCCCUGUUUUUUAAAUAUGUAUACUAUGGAUAAAAUAUGGAUAAAAUAUGGAUUAUUUCCUACAUGACAGAUAUGCACUUUGAAAUGCUGCAAAUUGCACAGAUUAUGUUAACUCAGAAAAGAGACAGGAAAUAUUAUAAGGUGCAAGGCUUGUCAUAUUUCAUUAUGGCCUGGUGAUUUUGUACAGCAAACUAUUCUAGGAUCAUUAAUAAAGUUUCAUUCAAACAUUCAGUUCCUAAGAAGGAAGCCUACAGGUAAAAAAACUAAGCAGAAAAACUAGAAAGACACAAGCAAAAUUCAUUUUUUUCCUCUCCCCAGCUUAAAAAUGCCACUUUUUGGCUGGAUGAAAUGGUCAAAAACUGAUUCCUACAAAUCCACUAGAUGUCCCGGUUCAGAAUUAGUUACAAAAACCCUGCUGAGGGAGUUGAAGUGGCACCUGAAAGAGCGUGAAAGAUUAGUGCAAGAGAUUGAAAAUGAACAAAAAGUCCAGAAAACUGGCACGGAUUACAACUGGCUCAAGAACUACCAAAACCCUCAAGCAACUAUUCCAGCUACUGAGCAACGGCAGCUUGAAGUUCUGUGCUCACAAAUCCAGCCUUGCCAAACAGGAACUGUUCUCAGCAGAUUUCGGGAAGUUUUGGCAGAAAAUGAUGUUUUACCCUGGGAAAUAGUCUACAUAUUCAAGCAAGUUUUAAAAGAUUUUCUUACCACCAUUGAGAGAGAAAACCAAGCAGAGCAGCUGGUAGAUGCAUGGAAUACAAAUUGCUCUGAACAUUUUAGCCCGCGUGGUGACGGCUCCAACAAGUCGGACAAAGAUGAAAUCCCCACGGUUUCAAGUUAUGUCGACAAAAACACACAAAGCAUGUUUCCCACCUUCUCCCACAGGAUCUGGAAUCUACCUUAUUACUACCCAUCAAGUUAAGUUGGUUUGUGUUGCUUUCAAAAAGUUCUGUAGCCAUCCACAUUCCUUUCUUGUAAUUGCCAUCCAGACGCAUAAGAGUAAGAAAUGUGACAUAAUCCCCUUUUUAUUCCAAGUUCAGAAAUUAAAAUCCUUUGUAAUAGCUAGUAUGCAGUAACUUAAGUAACAACUCACCUUUUAUCUUUAUAGUUUCUUAGAGCUGUUGUGUUUGAAGCCAUCUUUUAAUCAAAAAUGUCUGAAAAAAACCUCUGAAGCAUUUUAAUUUGUAGCCAUAUAGAGCUAGAAG
This is a messenger RNA of Prinia subflava (tawny-flanked prinia), 2400 nucleotides long. RefSeq names its product RD3 like (gene RD3L). The record is from RefSeq and is a predicted model, not a curated record. The coding region runs from base 1521 to 2117 and encodes 198 amino acids. NCBI's taxonomy places the organism in Eukaryota, Metazoa, Chordata, Aves, Passeriformes, Cisticolidae. The transcript is spliced from 2 exons.